UUCUGCGGAUGCCGAAGGAACGAGACGCCUGUUCGGCGUUGUUACCACCCUCCGAUUCCCUUUGCCUCCUCCCACUUUGAACUUGUUACCCUGGAGCUGAACUGUUUGAACAGGGGCUGUAAAGCUGCUUUGUGAUCAGAGAGCUCAGAGCCCUCAACAUGUGAAAGCGGGGCGGGAUUUCGCUGCAGACUCCGCCGGUCCCUCCUCUCUCCUCCCGGUUUUGUCCCGGGUAUGAAGGUUGGACGCUCCGCGCACAGGAGCCGGGACAGCCCGUCUGCACUGCCCGGCCCGGGGAGACAAAGGGUAUCCACAUGCAAGAAACACUGGGAAAAUCCACGGAAUGUUUGUAACUCCUGUGCUCCUGGGAAGGGCCCUCAAGACUGUCAAGACUGAGCUCCGUGGUUCUUUCUCCACACUGAUACUGCAAAUCCUGUUGUUCAAUGAGUGGAAUAUGUGGCAAAAGAAUUAAACCAGGACAGUCUCCUGAAUGUGGAAUUGCAGGGAAGGCACUCACUGGCACUUCCAAAGCAAGCAAGGCAGCAACAUCCUGAAAUUGUUGCUUUUUCUCGGAUAUUUUCAUUGCUUGACUGAAACUUUCUGCAGAUAUCUGCACUGAAGAGCUUUGUUUGACUUGGAGCAAGCUGUUGCUAGGCUGCUCUGAAAGCUUGAGAUGGCUCUGACUUCUCCAAAAUCUCUAGCAGGGGAUUUGACACAAAGAGAAGAAUCCAUUCUCCAUGAGGGAAACUGCUGCCAUUUCCUCUCUGCAAACAUCCUCUCAGUAGUGGAAAGAUGUAUGAGCUCCAUGCAGGCGGGCACCCAGAUGAUCAAACUCCGAGGGGGCUCCAAGGGGCUGGUCCGCUUCUACUACUUGGAUGACCACAGGUCCUGCAUUCGCUGGAGACCCUCCCGGAAGAAUGAGAAAGCCAAAAUUUCCAUCGACUCCAUCCAGGAGGUGUGUGAGGGGAAGCAGUCGGAGAUCUUCCAGCGCUACGCCGACGGCAGCUUCGACCCCAACUGCUGCUUCAGCAUCUACUACGGGGACCACAUGGAGUCCCUGGACCUGGUGUCCUCCAGUGCUGAGGAGGCACGGACCUGGAUCACGGGGCUGAAGUACCUGAUGGCAGGCAUCAGUGACGAGGACAGCCUCUCCAAACGCCAAAGGACCAGAGACCAGUGGUUGAAGCAGACAUUUGAUGAGGCAGAUAAAAACGGGGAUGGCAGUCUGAGUAUUAGUGAAGUGCUCCAGCUCAUGCACAAACUGAAUGUGAACCUACCCCGACAGAAAGUCAAGCAAAUGUUUAAGGAGGCUGACACAGAUGACAACCAGGGCACGCUGGACUUUGAGGAGUUCUGUGCCUUCUACAAGAUGAUGUCGACGCGGCGCGAUCUGUACCUGCUGAUGCUCACCUACAGCAACCACAAGGACUACCUGGACACAGAUGACCUGAAACGCUUCUUGGAGACUGAGCAGAAGAUGACAAAUGUGACUAAAGAACAUUGCCUGGAAAUCAUCAGCAAGUUUGAGCCAUGCCCAGAGAACAAGAAGGAGGGAGCCCUGGGAAUUGAUGGUUUCACCAAUUACAUGCGGAGUCCAUCGGGGGACAUCUUCAACCCAGAACAUUACCAAGUGAACCAGGACAUGAGCUACCCCCUGAGUCACUAUUUCAUUACCUCUUCACACAACACCUACCUCAUGGGAGAUCAGCUGAUGUCCCAGUCCAGGGUGGACAUGUAUGCAUGGGUGCUACAGUCUGGCUGUCGCUGUGUGGAAGUUGACUGCUGGGACGGGCCGGAUGGGGAACCGAUUGUCCACCAUGGAUACACCUUGACUUCCAAAAUCCUCUUCAAAGAUGUGAUUGAAACUAUCAACAAAUAUGCCUUUAUCAAGAAUGAGUACCCUGUGAUCCUGUCCAUUGAGAACCACUGCAGCAUCGUGCAGCAGAAGAAGAUGGCUCAGUACCUUACAGAAAUCCUGGGAGACAAACUGGAUCUGUCUUCUGUGCACAGCGAUGACUCCACAAAGCUCCCUUCACCAGCAAGUCUUAAAGGGAAGAUCCUGGUUAAGGGCAAGAAACUUCCAGCCAACAUCAGCGAUGAUGCAGAGGAAGGAGAAGUUUCUGAUGAGGACAGUGCUGAUGAGAUUGAUGAUGACUGUAAGCUAAUGAAUGGAGAUGCAUCUGCUAACAGGAAAAGAGUGGAGAAUAUAGCAAAGAAAAAACUCGACUCACUGAUAAAAGAAUCCAAAAUCCGUGACUGUGAAGAUCCAAACAAUUUUACAGUUUCCACUCUACCAUCCUCAGGAAAGGCUGGGCUGAAGUCUGAUAGCAAGAAGAGCAAACUUGAGGAUGAUGCAGAGUCUGGGGAAGAUUUCAGUGCCAGCAAAAGGCAGAGCAGGUCACUGAUGGGCAGCUUCUCCAAACGCAAGAAAAAAGGAAGCAAAUUGAAAAAGGCAUCAAGUCUGGAAGAGGGUGAAGAUGAUUCGGACUCUCAAGGGAAUUUAGCCAGGAGCUCUGUACAUUACAGCAGGGUAAGCCGACAGAAGAAGACAAUGAAGCUGUCCAGGGCCCUGUCUGACCUGGUGAAAUACACAAAGUCUGUUGGCAUCCAUGAUGUUGAAACUGAAAUCUCUUCCAGCUGGCAGGUUUCAUCUUUCAGUGAAACCAAAGCCCACCAGAUCCUGCAGCAGAAGCCAGCACAGUACCUGCGUUUCAACCAGCACCAGCUGUCCCGCAUCUACCCCUCCUCCUACAGGGUGGACUCCAGCAACUACAACCCCCAGCCCUUCUGGAAUGCUGGCUGCCAACUUGUUGCACUAAACUACCAGUCAGAGGGGAGAAUGCUGCAACUGAACCGGGCCAAAUUCAGUGCCAAUGGGAACUGUGGCUAUGUGCUCAAACCAAACUGCAUGUGUCAAGGUGUCUUUAACCCAAAUUCUGAAGACCCACUGCCUGGUCAACUGAAGAAACAGCUGGUUCUAAGAAUUAUCAGUGGUCAACAACUCCCCAAACCACGUGAUUCCAUGCUGGGAGACAGAGGAGAGAUCAUAGAUCCUUUUGUUGAAGUAGAAGUUAUAGGCUUACCUGUUGAUUGCUUCAAAGAACAAACCAGAGUAGUUGAUGAUAAUGGUUUUAACCCCAUGUGGGAGGAGACCUUGGUGUUCACAGUGCACAUGCCAGAGAUCGCCCUGAUCCGGUUCCUGGUGUGGGACCACGACCCCAUCGGGAGGGAUUUCAUCGGGCAGAGGACAAUAGCCUUCAGCAGCAUGAUGCCAGGUUACAGACACGUGUACCUGGAGGGCAUAGAAGAGGCUUCCAUCUUCGUGCAUGUGGCUAUAAAUGACAUCUGUGGUAAGGCCAAACAAGCUCUAGGUCUAAAAGGGCUGUUUCUCAGAAAUCCAAAGCAGGCCUCUCUGGACAGUCAUGCUGCUGGGCAGCUCCAUCGCAAACAUUCCUUUAGCAGCCACAUCCUGAGACGGACGGCCAGUGCACCCACCAAGAGCCAGAAGAAGAACAAGAAGGGCUUUCCAGAAAUUGCUUUUGACACAAAGGACAGCAGCUCUGCAGGGGCUGGAGAAGGGAGGGAAGUGGAAGCUGCCUCCCAGCCUCGCUUUGUGCAAGAGCCAGAAAGCGCUUCCCCGUCCCCAGCUCCCCGAGACGGUGCCGCUGGGGAGGCACCUGGCAGGGGCUUGAAAGGUAAGGCCCAGGGCUGUCCCCAGGGGCCAGGGCAGAGCUGUGCCCACCCCGGGGCUCCCUUCAGCGAGCCCUUGCCCAGGGCACACAGGGUGAGGCUGCAGGAGCCCCAGGGCGAGAAGCCGAGCGUCUUCGCCCGCUGUGCCAUCAACAGCUCGGGCAGGAUCGGAGUGGCCACCAACUGCAUGAAAUGCAUGGUUGGCUCCAAAGAGAGCCCUGACCCUGAGGGGCCCUGGAGCGACCACCCCGGCAGGUCCAUUGUGGCCAGAGAGCCCCUGCAGGCUGGGCAGGGCAGCAGUGCAGAGGAGAGGGUAGAGCUGCACACCUGGGUGGUCAGAGGGCAGCCCAGGCCACUCUCAGAUUUGCAGCCUUGCAGCAGCCCUGGAACUGCAGGGGACCUGAGGAGGAGCAGCCAGGCUUUGGUGAGCCCAGGGAAGACGAGUGGUGACUCUAAGUGCCACGGGCUAAAGGCUCCUCCCCGGCAGCGCUGGCAGUGCCACUCAGGUGCCAAGUAUGGAAGCACUGUCAACUUGGUUGCAGCCAGCAAUGGCUCUGUGUCCUCCAACUCCAGCAGUCUAGAAAGCCUUGGAAGCCCAGAAUUCCCCAAGCACUGGUCUGAACCUUCUCGAAGGCAAGUGGGCACCCUCCAGAGGGAAAUGAACGCCUUGUUCGUUCAAAAAUUGGAGGAAAUUCGAAGUAAAUCCCCUAUAUUCUUUACUGAUGUCUGCCACUUCUCCAUGCAGAGGUCAGUCACUUCUUUAUGCAGCCUAGAAACGAUCACAGAAGAGCCUGUCCUUGCCACUGAGAGCCAUGAGUGCAGCCUUCUCUUCCCCCUGCCCGUUACCCCUUACAGUGACUCUGAGGAAGGAUCUGGCUCUGACCAUUCCACCGAAGCUCCAUCAGAGGGAAGCAGCACACCCAACCAGCCUCAAGAGCCCCGAUCCUCCAGAAAACAAGGAACAAUUCUGGCUGCAGAAGACCGAGGCCGGGAUGUCCCAAGAGCAGCUGACACGGGUUUGGUAGCCCCAGAGGAUGAGAGGACAAGAGUGGCAGGAUGUCCCACAGAAGGAAAUGGCUGGACACAGUGCAGUGAGGCUGAGGAGCAGGGUGGAUCAGCAGCACAUCCCCAAAAGGCCAGGCUGGUAGAGGCAGCAGAUCACAGUGCUGGCCAACCUGUAGGAAACUGCCAGAAGCAAAACCAACCAGGUCAGGUAUUAGCAGACACGAAAAGCACCUCUGUAUGCAAAGGGCAAAACCUGGGUGCAGCAGCUGUUCCACCCCAGCAAAGCAGUGUCAGUAACAGCCCCCAGGCAGAUUGUCCCCAGAAAGCCUGGGCUGCACAGGCUCUCCCUGUCUCUGUUUCCCAGACGAGCUCUUACACGUUGGCAAGAAGGGCAAAGAGUGAAGGACUGAAGAUGUCAGACUCCUCAUCCUUAAUAAGAAUCCCGAGCAGCCAGUCUCCAGCAGCUGAAGUGUACUUUGAUGCCACUGUCAAUGACCGGAUCUGGAGCAAGCUGGACUGUGCCAGCCACCGUGACAGCAUGUCCUCCUCGUCCAGCAUGUCCUCCAACGACACCGUCAUCGACCUCUCCCUCCCCAGCCUGGCCCGCAAAAGCCUCCCAGACCUGGGCAUCCGCCAGGACAGCCUGGAGCCCCUGGCCAUCAGGAAGGGCAUGCGCCCGCGCUCCGCCACCACCUGCAGCAACGAGCUGCCAAUGGUCAGCAAGAGCAAGUCCAACCCCAACCUGAGGUCUGGCCAGCUGCCGGCUGACGAGCUGUGCCCCCGGCCCCUGGCCAGGAGCCCUCGGGACGCCUUCUCGUCCAUUCCUAGAAGGCACACCUGGAGCAGGCUCUACAUGGAGAGUCUCAGGCAGUCCUCUAACAAAUCCAAAGCGCAUGACACGGUCGGGAAUAACCAGGCAAAGUCCAAAAGCCUCGGGGACCUUACCUCUGACGACAUCGUGUGCACUUUUGAAAGCAAAUACCGCAGCAUCAGCAGGAGCUUCGUCACCCGCUCCAUGCGGGAGCAGCGCCGCUCCUCGAGCCUGCGGCCCUCGGCCAAAUCCCGGGACGAACUGACGGAGCAGCUGAAGAAGCUGACGGCCUUCCAGCAGGAAAACGACAUCACGUCCCCCAUCAGGCUGGAGCCCAGCGAGUCGGAGGAGGAGGGCGAGAGCGUGGGGCUGCUGCGCCGCUCGUCCUCGCGCAGCCAGAGCCGCGUGCGCUACAUCGCCAACAGGGCGCGGCAGGCCCAGGAGAGGCAGCGCCUGCAGGGCCGGGCACAGCUCGGGGGCAGCCCCAUCGAGGAGAGGGGCAACCCCGAGGGUGCCUGCAGCGUGGGCAGGGCCGGCUGCACCGACCCCGCUGCCCACACGGCCCUGGCGGCCUCGCCCAAAGCGCAGCCCGAGUGCGCGGCCGACACCGAGGUGUUCUUCAUGCUCAAACUGUGACCCUGGCGGCGCUGGGCGCUGCUGGCACUCCUGUCACAGCAAAACCCGAGAGGCCCAAAAUGUCCUGUAUUCCUGGCCUUCCCCUGAGCCAAGGGUGCUUGGUACCACGACUCCAAAGGAACUGACGAGGAUUCAUUUUUAAUUGCGCUUUGCCCAGCCUCCCAUCAGGCCUCCUUUGUGUGUGGCCACUUCUCGCGUUUGCGGUUUGCUCUUGGUCUUUGCUAAUUUCAAUGAUUCUUCUGACAACGGUAACCUUGAUGUGUAAUGGCUACAUGUGAUGCUAACGACAGCUAAGGUGAAUUUUUCUUUUACAAAUCACGGAUCCAUGUAAGGACGCUGGACUUAAAAUCACAUUUAUUUUCUGGAAGAGUUUGAGGCCUCUGAGGGUGUGAAUUAAUAAUGUAGUAGAUACAGUCCAUCUUCCAUCGUGGACCUGCUUAUUUCAGUGAAAAUCCAUAUUUUCUCUUUGAAGAAAAGCUCUCUUGUUCCAAAGCAAUGCUUUUAUAAACUCAGCCUGUUUAUAUAUCUAUAUAUAUAUAUAUAUAAAUAUCUAUAUAUAUACACCUGUGUGUAUGCAAAGAUAUAUCUGCACAUGUUUGUACACAUGCACACCCUGAACCUGAACUGUGACUGCUCCUUGUCUCAAGGCAUUGUCUGAGGGAAUUGAGACAGGAGAGAGAAGGGAAUGGCUAAAAAUAGAAAUAUCUUCUGACUUUACUUCAGAAAUGGCUACGAAGCAUGUUAGUCUUUUCUUGAAACAGCACUGUCCCUUCUUACGGUAUUUUAACAAUGCUGCUGUACAUAGCACUUUUUGGAUGAAUUUUACUAUUUCUGUAUUGCACUGCCAUGCAAAAUUUUCAAUGAUAUGUUUAAAAAAAAAAAAGAGAUAUUUAAUUUUUUUAGAUGGACAUAUUUAGAAUUAAAUAACAACUUAACAGAGUAAUAAUUUUUCCUCCCCCCUUUUUUUUACUUUUUAUUUUUAGGGAUGUUGUCAUGUGUCCCCCCAGUCCCCAGUUAUGAUGUCAUUUAUUAUAGAUGUACAUUUUAUCAGUGAUGGAGAAGAAUGUUUACUGAGAUGCAUUUUAAAGAGAAACAGAGGUUUAAUUUUAUUUCAGGCUGCAUAGAGUCCCUAUUAUUGAGAGGAUAUUUUGCCUUUGUAAUGAUUCUUUUGUGUAUAUUGCAAAAUUUAAGAAUUUGUUUGUAAAACCACCUUACACUACUAAAAUAAACAUAUUUAACCUCCCA
Serinus canaria (Common canary) is the source of this 7384-nucleotide messenger RNA. It is a transcript of the gene PLCH2, whose product is annotated as phospholipase C eta 2. Gene Ontology annotation, molecular function: calcium ion binding; phosphatidylinositol-4,5-bisphosphate phospholipase C activity. Gene Ontology annotation, biological process: lipid metabolic process; phosphatidylinositol-mediated signaling. Bases 671 to 6139 code for a protein of 1822 amino acids. Lineage: Eukaryota; Metazoa; Chordata; Aves; Passeriformes; Fringillidae. The record is from RefSeq and is a predicted model, not a curated record. The transcript has 23 exons.